Molecule: messenger RNA, 3848 nt
Organism: Venturia canescens
Lineage: Eukaryota; Metazoa; Arthropoda; Insecta; Hymenoptera; Ichneumonidae
Exons: 4
Coding region: 550-2532 (660 amino acids)
Source: RefSeq, a predicted model, not a curated record
AAUGUUAUCCAGUUGAAAAAAAAUGACAAAAUGCAUUUUAACGGGCACACAUUUAAUUUGUAUUUAUUAGUACGUACCUCCUCACCUUCCACACAUAUGUGUAACCCCGAGCAAUGUGUUUGCGCGCGCGCACGUGUAAUAUGUACAUUCGUAUGGGUUAAUGUGACACUUUUAAGUGGCCAGAGGUGGGAGUUUACGCCAGUGGACAUAUUCCAACAAUUCACUCGUCAGUGCCAGCUUCUCUGUCUAUUCGUUAAUGUGUCAUUUCAGUCAUGACGCGAGCUCGUCAAACUGUUUUAUCUCUCCCGAGAUCGAAAGAUCCCAAUGGACGACGCAAAUCUAGCUCGGAUGCGAGCAGCUCCACUCGGCAAAAACUGGAUGAGACGACAACUGUACAAAGAUAUUUCGUGGAAAAGUCAGGAGAGAGCAUCCCCGACGAGAGAGUUUGAGCUCGUUGCUGCUGUGCUAGAAGUGAGCAUCGUUCGAUCCUCGUCGAGGAGUUACAUCUUGAAAACAAUUGACUAGUGGAGCAACGACAAAAACGCCGAAAUGUUGAGAGCGAGAUUAUUCAAGUUGUGGGAAAGCGUGCGCAAGAGGCCACGGCUAUUUCUGCUGGGUGCACCCUGCCUCCUCGUGCUCACGCUCUACUUCGUUUCCGGAAAGGAACUCGAGUUCGAAGGCUUCCUCUCUCUCAGGGCUUACCCCGGUGGCGAUGAGAUCGCCGAUGGAUACCUCGUUUGGAAUCCAAAGUGCCACAUGAUCUCGAAAGAUCCGCUAGACUGGACCAUCAAGAAAUAUGUUACGAAGUAUAAAUUCGAGGCUUGCUCUUCGGAACCGCUCAUCAGUAACGUUACGAGGGAUCCACUAAAUGGCAGUGUCAUUUUGACCGUUAACACCGAAUCCACCGAGACUCGGAAGCGCCCCACUUGCUGCUGGAGCCCCAUCUCUCGACCUGCGCCUCCUGACCCCCCGACGGGCGACUGGGAUUCCAAAAUAACCGUUGGAAAAUGCAUCGAGCUGUCGGAUCGUGUGAUUUUGUCACCCGAAAUUGAAACCGUGAUGGUGACCUGUCGUCGUGGGAAAACAACGAUUUAUAAAAAUAUCCAUGCAAUAAUAAAUCCAGCCAAGGUGCAACAACGUUUGACACAAGUUGAUCGAGAGGAGGAUGAGGCGUCGAGCAAAGAGAAAAAUAGAAAAUUGAGCAUACUCAUGCUCGGAAUCGACAGCGUGUCGCGUUUGAAUUUCAAAAGGGCUUUGCCAAAAACCGAAAAAUAUCUUCGUGAAAAGGAUUGGUUUCAUCUUCAGGGUUACAACAAAAUGGGAGAAAAUACAUUUCCAAAUUUGAUGGCGAUAUUGACCGGGAUGAAUAACGCUGAUGCUUACGCCAAGUGCAAACCAACGGUUCCAUACGGCCUCGACAAUUGUCCGAUGUUGUGGUACGAGUUUCGAAAUUCGGGUUACGUUACCGCCUACGGGGAAGAAGUGGUUACCCUGAGCACUUUCAACUACCACAAAGUAGGCUUCGUAGAGCCCCCUACCGACUAUUACCUCAGACCUUAUACGGUCGCUGCGGAAAAGCUGCUUAAAGCUAAAAAACGUUUUGGCAGUAAAUAUUGCACGGGCCCGGAAGUAAGCGUCGAGAGAAUAUUCAAUUACGCCUUCGAAUUCGCACGGACCUUCAUGGGCUUCCCGUAUUUUGGUUUUUUUUGGACGAAUUCGGUGAGCCACGAAGACUUGAACGGAGUUUCCUCGAUGGACGAUCGGCUUCGGUACAUGUUUGAGAAAAUGGAAAACGAGGCUAUUACGAACGACACGAUGAUCAUUUUCUUGAGCGACCACGGUAUGCGUUGGGGAGGAAUACGGCAAACCUUCGUCGGCUGGUACGAGGAACGUUUGCCCUUUAUUUACGUCAAAAUACCUCAUUGGUUUCGUCAACGAGAGCCAAACGCUUACGAAGCGAUGCGACUCAAUGAGAAUCGACUAACCUCGCCUUACGACAUUUACGAAACUCUCCGCGACAUUCUCAUCCGCGCUGGCGGUUCGGUUAACGCUAGUACCGGCUGUCCGACCUGCCAAACUCUCUUCAAUCCCGUCCCUCAACAACGAGGCUGUUCCGAUGCCGGAAUUCUGCCCCAUUGGUGUACGUGCAUGGCUUUCAAGACGGCCAGUACCAACGACAAAAUUGCUCUCGAGGGUACACGCAAAUUUCUUCAACACAUUGAAAAUAUAAUAAAACACUAUCGCGAUAAAAAUGGCAAACGUAUAUGCUCCAAACUUAAACUGAAAAAGAUACACCGAGUCGAUAAAGUCAUUGAUUUACGAGGUUACCUCUCUAACGCCACUCUCGAGGGGUACUUUUAUCUUAUUGAGGUUAGCCCCGGUGGUGGCCUUUACGAAACUACCAUACACUAUCACGGUGCUGACAAUUUUACGAUCAACGAGGACGAAAUUAGUAGAAUCAAUUCGUAUGCCAGCAGCUCUACCUGCCUCGAUCACGGAUCCAAACGCUACUGUCACUGCAUUCACAAAUGAGAAUCAUCCUACAAAUUUCUUUUCUCCGCGAUAAUCCAUUUUUUCGAGAUAAUGGCGAGAUUCGAUCUUUCGCGCGACGACGCUACGGGAACUUUUUAUUUUAGAGACAAUAGUUUUAAGAUUAUACGUACGGUAUUUAAAAAAUGGUAGAACUGUUUUUAUUGAACUGUUACUGUUACUCAUUGAAAAUGCCAAUAGUCACAGUAAGGAAUUGCGGCGUACGAAUUAAAACGCUUCUUUUAUUAUACCGUCGAAUCAUCGCCAAGUCUCGAAAUAAAUGUAUACCACGAGCAAAAUGCUAUUAAACGAAAGCGACACAAGCCCAUGCGGAUAAUCAACGCGGUACGGAGUAUCGACUCGUCCAAUUGGUUAUAGUGCGAUCUCGCUGUGCGCUUGAUCAGCGAUGCCCGCUACACAAUAACACCCGAAUACGUGGCGCCCCACUUUCGAGCGAGUAGCCAUCCUACGUGCUGUUCGCUUUGCCUAUAAUCCAACCUGUCACAUUCGACUCAAACAUUUUCCGAAUGCCUCCGACUAAUCGGAAUCAAAUUUCAAAAUCAAGUAUUAUAUAGGCAUGCGGUGGGGUUUGCUCAACAAAACAAAAAAACGUUUCCGUUCCAGUGUCGGACUAUAGACACAAUGGAAGGGAUCGAUGGGAAAAUUGUUCAAGAAUAAGUCAUACAUAGCCGUUGGAUUUGACAAUAAACGUAGUAAAUUAGCCAAUUCUUUUACGACAAACACGAAUCCCCUUGUUACGUCGUUACAGACCGAUGCGACAAUGGAAAAAUGCUAAUUCCACGGAUAAAAGUCUCCGUGCACGUCUCUGAGUAUACAGUUUGUAUAUAGUUGUAAAAGAUUGUGCCGAUCUGACAUCGACAAUAUUGUAAACGAAUUGUAAACUUAUUUUUGUUCGUUUCAUAGUUGGCCCUAUCCCUGCAAGAGUCUCGAUUGUGAUUCCAUUGGUUUCCUUAUAACCUCAAAUUGGUCAAAUUUUAACGUGCCAAAAGAUUUGUGUUCGAUAGUAAUAACAUAUUUUGGUACUGCGUACUCCGUUGAAAAAUUUCUCUUCGUCAAAAAUUAAUUGCUUCUAGAUGAGGAAUUGAAGUAUACUAAAGCGAAAGAAAUAUUGUUUUCCGUCACACGGCGUGUCGUAAAAAUAGUGUAUAUACAGGCGUACGAAUAUAAGCAGGAAACGAAUAACAAUGACUGUACGAUGCGUGCGAGAUUUCUACGAGGCGUUAUUUCAUCCGGAAGAAUGAAGAAUUUUCGUAUUUUCGUAUGCUGUAAUGUAAAAUAAAUAAAGUGAUAUAAACGAA